AUGGACGCGAUCGAAGCUCGGAACGCGGCUGGCAACGACAAGUACAAGGCUGGCGACUACGUUGGCGCGCGCACCGAGUACUCGGCGGCAAUCGACCUCCUCGAGGAGGUCGACAACGCGGCGCUGCACAGCCGCGUCCUUGCCAACCGGGCGCAGACGUACCUGCAGGAGCGCGACUGCGCCAUGGCCCUUCGCGACGCCGCCGAGGCCAUUGCACUCGACCGCACCAACCUCAAGGCGCACUUGCGUAAGAUCGUCGCGCUUGAGAACCUCGAGAACUUUGAAGCAGCGCUCGAGCACGUGUACGUCCUUCUGCCGCUCGCAUCGUCGUCGCCCGACCAUGCGACGUACAUGCCAUCGGCGCUCGCAGCCAAGAACCGGCUGCGCAAAGCCUGCAGCACCGACCGCGCGGCCGCCAAGGCCCAAGCGUACGACGUCGGGAAGCUCGUGCAUGCCAAGCAGUCGCUCCGGCUCAACUUUGCGAUCGCGUUUCCGCGAUCGCUGCCUCUCCAGCACUGGUUCGAUGUGACCGUCUUCCUCGCCAAUGAGUUUGGCCUCUUCCAGCGCGGGCUUGUGAUCACGCCGCUGCCACUCGUCUGCGAGCUGCACACGCCAGUGCCCGGCGUGGCCAUCGAGGUCGACCCGUCGCCUGCCGUGCUUGGUCUCAACGGAAAGGCGCAUUUCCGUCUCCGCUUCACCGCCGCCGACGUUGGCGGCAAGAGUCUGCCGUUGGUCGCGCUGCGCGUAUCGCUCACCAAGGGCCAUGGCCUCAACGACGUCUUGCCCGUCGUGACGCUGCCCGUGCAACUACUCCCGCCGACAUCAACCAAGUGGGCACCAACCGAGCCCUCGACGCCCGACCCGCUCGGCAUCCAGUGCUGCCGCAGCGUCUACGUCGACGAGAUUGACUCGUACAUCACCUUGGCCGAGUCCCCCGGACAUCUCGGCAUUGCGGGCAAGCUCUGGGACUCGGCUCUCAUUCUGACGACGUACUUGUCGCGCCACCAAACGGUGCUAUCGCGCAAGCGCGUGCUCGAAGUCGGGAGCGGCCUCGGUCUCGUGGGCAUGGUCUGCGCGCGUCUCGGCGCGGCAGCCGUGACGCUGACCGACAUGGACGAGGUCGUGCCGAUGCUGCAGUACAACCUGCAGCUCAACGCGCUCGAGGCAAUCGCGUCGGCCGCGCCGCUGUGCUGGGGCACGUCGUCCUCGCACUUGUCGCCGCCGUUCGAGGUCGUCGUCAUGUCAGACGUCGUCUACGACCCGGCGGGCUAUGCACCGUUGGUGCAGACGCUGCUGGACGUGACGACGCCGUCGACGACGAUCCUCAUGGCGCAUCGCUCCCGGCACCCGCAAGAACAGGACUUUUUCCAGCUCUUACGCGCGUCGUUUGACACCGAGACGAUCCCGCUCCAAGGCGUCUGGGACCACGAGUCGCGCAUGACGGACGUGCAGCUGCUACGCCUCUCACGCCACGCGUAA
This is a messenger RNA of Saprolegnia parasitica CBS 223.65, 1479 nucleotides long. RefSeq lists its product as hypothetical. Gene Ontology annotation, molecular function: protein binding. Lineage: Eukaryota; Oomycota; Saprolegniomycetes; Saprolegniales; Saprolegniaceae. The coding region runs from base 1 to 1479 and encodes 492 amino acids. The transcript has 2 exons. The record is from RefSeq and is a predicted model, not a curated record.